UGUACUAUACACUGUAGCCACUGUCCACAGUACUGUAUGGAAAAAUGCUCUUGGAAAAGUGUACUGUACACUGUAGUCACUGUCCACAUGUACACUGUAGUCACUGUCCACAGUAUGGAAAAAUGCUCUUGGACAAGUGUACACUGUAGUCACUGUCCACAGUACUGUAUGGAAAAAAGCGCUUGGAAAAGUGUACUGUACACUGUAGUCACUGUCCACAGUAUGGAAAAAACCGCUUGGACAAGUGUACACUGUAGUCACUGUCCACAGCAUGGAAAAAUGCUUAGUAGUGAUUGUACUGUACACUGUAGUAACUGUGACCAUCACUCCAUCGUACUGUACACUGUACACUGUAGUCACUUCACUGUCCACAGCAUGGAAAAAUGCUUAGUAGUGAUUGUACUGUACACUGUAGUAACUGUGACCAUCACUCCAUCGUACUGUACACUGUACACUGUAGUCACUGUCCACUUAAGUACAGUAUGUACUGUGCACAGAGUUCAUCCUCUACAGUGUACAGUGUAC
Trichoplax adhaerens is the source of this 525-nucleotide messenger RNA. RefSeq lists its product as uncharacterized. The annotation marks the transcript as partial. The transcript is spliced from 4 exons. The record is from RefSeq and is a predicted model, not a curated record. Lineage: Eukaryota; Metazoa; Placozoa; Uniplacotomia; Trichoplacea; Trichoplacidae.